Molecule: messenger RNA, 318 nt
Organism: Colletotrichum navitas
Lineage: Eukaryota; Fungi; Ascomycota; Sordariomycetes; Glomerellales; Glomerellaceae
Exons: 2
Coding region: 1-318 (105 amino acids)
Source: RefSeq, a predicted model, not a curated record
AUGGGUCGUCACCGCCAAAAGGGCCUAUUAAUGCUUGCACUCAUUGCGCGCGUAGCUGUCAACACUACUUAUAUGGCCUAUCACAGCCUGACAAGACACCUAGAGGUUGUCUCUAUGAAAUCAUCAGUCGAGUCAGGGCAGGAGUGGACUCACGGCCAGGAACAGCUGUACACUGGUUCUGGUACCAAAUCGCUUGCUUGCAGGUCUGGAUACGUGACCCAAGCAAAACCCAAGUCAUUGGGCUUUGUAGAGCAAGGGUCUUGGACUCCACAAGGUGCUAAUUACACUGAUGCUUCAGUUGAAGCAAAAGUUAGCUGA